UAGGUGUGUGUGUAUGCGUGUGUGUGUGUGUGCAUGAAGGUGUGCUUGCAUGCGUGCGUGUGUGUGCAUGAUGAUGAUGUGUGCAUGUUUGCAGGUGUCUGCCUCUGUUUUUCCUAUGGCAAGCCAUUCCCACACGCUGCACCAGAGCUGCACACUGCCUUCCAUCCUGGACAGCUAUUUGCCACAUGGUCAGAGGAGAAAGGCAGACAGGCCGCCUGAGCCAAGGCCCAUCCCUCAGAUGAGGAAGGAGAAACAGAAACAGGCUGCCACCUCCUCCACCUCUCCUGUGUUCCCUGGCUUGGCUCCAGACGCCGACCCUGAUGACUUGGCACAGCGGAAGCAGCACAAAGCAUUGCAGGAUCAGCACCACCUAGCGGCGUACUGGAGCCUGUACAGACUCAGAGACGAGAUGGCUGACCACUACACUGCACUGCUGAGGGAGAAAGUACAGCGACAGAGACAUGACAUCAGGCAGAGACAGACAGACUUCAUUCAGGCUCAGAGCAAGAGAAUAAAUAAGAAGAAGAGGAGACAUGAGUCCCAGAAGCUUGCCCGCUCCACACUCUCUCAUGAGGACUCCUAUUUGACAUCUCUCCCUAAAUCCACACAUUACCUGAUCCUGGAGCUCCAGAGGCAUCUGGGCCAGCGCGGUGGUCUGCAGUCCAGGCAGGAGCAGGGGCAGCUCAGCCAGUGGCUGGAUCAUAGGCCCCGAGGCCCCAGGCUCAGGAGAAGGCUACAGGAGAUGGUGAUGCUCAGCAGGUCCGCUCCCACCCUGAGGUUUGAGGGACUCCUGAAUCAGCGGCCUCCGCUACCUCAGAUACAGGUCUCCAGCCAUGACAAAGACCCACAAGGAAGUGGAAAUCCUCCCAGUCCUGUUCCAAACUUCCAGCUCCCUGCUCAUAUCAGGAGGCCCUGCAAGUUCCUCAGCCUCCAGCCUAGCUUCAUGGCCUCACUCAAGACUCCAAACCUUCCAACACUGCCCAGGCCACCACAGAAAGUGAGCAUCAACAGACACCUGCUCAAACUGAGACACAUGCACAACCUCUCCCUCACACACAUGGCCUACUCUCAGAGGCUUCUGCUGAGGGAUGGAGCCCAUUGGGAGGAUGGAUACCAGAUCAGACAGCUGACUGACUACCUGUCUCACAGUGUGGACAUUCUUGAACCUGAUGGAGCCACCAGAUCUAUCCUUUCCUCUCGGUCUCAGCAAAGCAGCAGAGUAAAGACUGCAUCAGAUGAAGUGGGUGACCAGGAGGGGACCCCAUCACCACUCUCCCCAUGCUCUGAACCUGAAUCAUUGCCAGAGGAUAACCAGUCUUGCGAUGGGAGAGCCUUCUCUCUCCUACCCAUCCAACCUCUAUCUAUGGGUGAUAUGAACCAAAGCACAUACCCGGUGGACAUAUGGCAGCUGAAGACAUGGCAGAACUAUGCCUGAGAGGAGGAGUUUCUUUGUAUAAAAACAUGUAGGCUAAUGAGAUGGUUUCUUUCCUAUAGGCCUAAGUAUGAAGCUGAUGUAUGAAGAUUUUUUUUUCUUUCCUUCUUUUUAAAUAAUGAAACCCUUAUAAACCUUACACAGGACUUUCUAUUCUGUAGAUGUUGAUAUGUUGCUUAUUGAUGGCUUGUUUGUUUGUUGAUGGAUAUAGGCUACACGUGUCUUUUGUAAUCUCUUGUAGAAAUGGGCUGUAUUCCCUAAUAGAUU
Engraulis encrasicolus (European anchovy) is the source of this 1699-nucleotide messenger RNA. RefSeq lists its product as uncharacterized. The record is from RefSeq and is a predicted model, not a curated record. Bases 50 to 1435 code for a protein of 461 amino acids. The transcript is spliced from 12 exons. NCBI's taxonomy places the organism in Eukaryota, Metazoa, Chordata, Actinopteri, Clupeiformes, Engraulidae.